AUGGAAUCAACCUCUACCUCUACCACUCAAUCCCCAACCUCUAGUGCCUUACCCUCUCAACCUUUACCCGACCCCAAAGGUGGCAUCAAUGCCAUCACAAUUCAUGAAGAGCUAAGUCCAAUAGAGGUCACUCAACAUGAGGAUGUGGUUGAGAUAAAAAAAGUCAAAGCGGAGGAUGAAGCCCAAGAGAUAGUUGAAGAAGUGAUUGCUCAACCAAGGGGUGGAAUUUCCAAGGAUGGAAAUGUCUUACAAAAAGCUACUCUAAUUUCAUUUCCUACAUUGGCAAGGAAAACCAAGAAGCGAGUUGAGUUGGAUCCCAAAAUGGUGGAGAUAUUCAAGAAAGUUGAGGUAACUAUUCCUCUCUAUGAUUCUAUCCGCCAAGUACCUAAAUAUGCCAAGUUUCUAAAGGACCUAUGCAUGAACAAGGAGAAGCUUAAUGAUUUAGAAACUAUUCCAUUGGGAAGCUCAAUCUUCGCUUUAAUGGAUGAUGUGUCGGAGAAGUGUAGUGACCCCGGCCCUUGCCUAGUAACUUGCACCAUAGAUGGAGUCCAAUUUGUUGAUUGCAUGUGCAAUCUUGGCGCUUGUGUGAGUAUUAUGCCCUUGUGCGUCUAUGAGGUCUUAAAGCUUCCGCCAUUGAAACGGUCGGCCGCCCGGUUUAUUUUGGCAGGCAAAAGCAUAAUUUCCGUAGUUGGUAUUGCGGAGGAUGUUCUAGUGACUAUAAAGGGGUUGGUCUUCCCGAUUGAUUUUCAUAUUCUUAAGAUGCCCCCUAGUGAUUCCGGGAGGACCUCAUCUAUCUUGCUUGGGAGGCCGUUCUUGAAGACUUCUCGGUUUAAAUUAGAUGCGUUUUUGGGUACCUACUCGUUUGAGAUCAAUAGAAGAGAAGUGAGCUUUAAUCUUGAUGAAGCCAUGAGACAUCCACCGUAG
Arachis ipaensis is the source of this 924-nucleotide messenger RNA. RefSeq lists its product as uncharacterized. NCBI's taxonomy places the organism in Eukaryota, Viridiplantae, Streptophyta, Magnoliopsida, Fabales, Fabaceae. The record is from RefSeq and is a predicted model, not a curated record.